GCUCAGUUCCCACCCUCUGGCGCUCGAUCAGCGUUCCACAGCCGCUCUGGAUCUAUGGUGCCGCCCGUUGACCUCUCCAGCCAGCCGCUGCUGUCGCUCAGCGACCCCCUGGGCGAUCUCGGGCUGCCGCCGCCGCUGCCAUUGCCGGCGGACGGCGGGGAGGAGGGUCUGGGAGAUGGCGAUGAGCGCGUGGAGCUGCCGCCGCCGCCCGCGCUGGCGCUCCCCGCGCCUCUCGUGCAGGCGCUGCAGCAGCACCAGCGCCCGCAGCACCAGCGCCCGCAGCAGCAGUAGCUGUCCAUGCCGCCGUCACGCGCAGUGUCCAUACCGCAGCAGGGCAGCGUGGCGCGGCGAUGGCGGUUGCGGCGGGCGCCGGGGGGGGGGGGGGGGCUGGGGCGCGUGCGGCAGGGUCGUCUCGCGCAUCGACCUCGGCUGGGGCUGGGUGCUGGCAGUUCGGGUCAGAGCGGGGAGGGCGGUGAGCUGCGUGUGGGGUCUGAGCCGCCCGCUGGUGGCGCUGGCAGCAACGCUGAGCCCAUGAGCAUGUCGCAGCAGUGUGCUGUUUCUCUGUAACGGAAUGCCGCC
Molecule: messenger RNA, 579 nt
Organism: Chlamydomonas reinhardtii
Lineage: Eukaryota; Viridiplantae; Chlorophyta; Chlorophyceae; Chlamydomonadales; Chlamydomonadaceae
Exons: 2
Coding region: 55-291 (78 amino acids)
Source: RefSeq, a predicted model, not a curated record